ACACAUCAAAAAACUUAAGAUAUUUCUUUAUAACAAAAAUGGAAGAUCAUAUAUUUUCUCAUUUUAAUGCAAUUUUACUACUCAUAACCAUUACCUUUACCUCCAUUGUCAUAUAUAAACUAACACAAAGAUCACAUAAACUUUCACAUAAUUUCCCGCCAGAAAUCUCCGGUGGCUUACCGGUCAUCGGUCAUCUUCUCCAAUUCUCCGGCACCGACAGCAUUCCAUUGCAUCGAAAACUAUCUUCUUUGGCAGAUAAAUAUGGCCCCAUUUUCACUUUCCGGCUAGGUAUACCGCGUAUAUUAGUGGUAAGUAGUUAUGAUGCUGUGAAGGAUUGUUUGAAUAUCAAUGAUAAAGUGUUUGCUGCCCGGCCAGAGAGUUUAGCUGGAGAGUAUAUUGGGUAUAAUAAUGCAAUGCUUUUUCUUGCUAGUUAUGGUGAUUACUGGAGAAAGAUUAGGAAAGUUGUUAUUAAGGAAGUUUUGUCUAGUAGUAGGUUGGAGAAACUGAGAGAUGUGAGGGUUUCUGAAGUGAAAACUAGUAUUAAAGAGCUUUAUAUUUUGUUUCCGAUCAUCAGAGAAAAUCUUGAUUUUCCGGUAACCGGUGAUCAUUCUCCGGUCACCGGAGAUGAUUUUCCGGUGGGUGGAGAUGAUGUAAGUUUAAAGGUGAAUGGAGAUGAUGCUAAUUUUCCGUUCACUAGAGAUCAAUCACCGGUCUCCGGAGAAAAUCUUGAUUUUCCGAUCUACAGUGAUCAUUUUCCGGUGACCGGAGAUGAUGUUAGUUUUCCGGUCACUGGAGAUCAAUCACCUGUCUCCGAAGAAAAUCUUGAUUUUCUGAUCACCAGUGAUCAUUUUCCAGUGACCAGAGAUGAUGUUAGUUUUCCGGUGGAUGGAGAUGAUGUUAUCAAGCCGAAGAAACAACCUCAAACAGAAAUGCAAGGUAAGGAUUCGUACAAUAAAGUCUUCUUGUCUGGCCCUUCCCUGGACCCCACACACAGUGCUACCGGAGAUAAUGUUAUCAAGUCAUGGAAACAGCCUAUGGUAGAAAUGCAAAGUAAAGUUUUGUACAAUAGUGCCUUGUCAUCUGACCCUUCUAUGGACCCCACACAUAGCGAGUGUUUUAGUGCAUCAGACUGCGCAGUUUCUGGAGCUAAUCUUGAUUUUCCAAUGACCAGAGGUGAUUUUCGGGUGAAAGUGAAUAUUACUAAUUGGAUAGAGAAGUUAACACUGAGCUUGAUAGUGAAAAUGAUAGCUGGAAAAAGCUAUGGAAGGGUUGAAAAAGGUGGAAAUGAAGAAGAAGAAGAAGCUGAGAGAUUUAAGAAAGCUUUGAAGGAUUUUAUGUAUAUAUCAAUGGAGUUUGUGUUAUGGGAUGCAUUUCCAAUACCUUUGUUUAAGUGGAUUGAUUUUCAAGGACAUGUUAAGUUUAUGAAAAGGACAUUUAAAGAUAUUGAUUGUGUUUUACAAAGUUGGUUGGAUGAACAUGUGAAGAAGAGAGAAAGGGUUGAUUUUGUUGAUGGAAAUGAAGAGGAUUUUAUUGAUGUUAUGCUUUCUAUGAUGAAAAUUGAAGAUUUUAUUGAUGGUUAUAGCAGAGAAACCACCAUUAAAGCUACUGCUCUGAGUAUGGUGUUGGAUGCUUCAGACACGACUGCGAUUCACUUAAAUUGGGUAAUGGCGACAUUGUUAAACCACAGAGAUGCCCUGAAGAAAGUCCAAGAGGAGCUAGACACGAGCGUUGGCAGAAACAGAUGGGUAGAAGAGAGCGAUAUCAAGGAUUUGGUAUACUUCCAAGCUGUCGUUAAAGAA
Messenger RNA from Capsicum annuum, 1799 nucleotides. RefSeq names its product cytochrome P450 82A1-like. The annotation marks the transcript as partial. Lineage: Eukaryota; Viridiplantae; Streptophyta; Magnoliopsida; Solanales; Solanaceae. The record is from RefSeq and is a predicted model, not a curated record. Gene Ontology annotation, molecular function: oxidoreductase activity, acting on paired donors, with incorporation or reduction of molecular oxygen; iron ion binding; monooxygenase activity. The transcript has 2 exons. Gene Ontology annotation, biological process: defense response to other organism.